Messenger RNA from Arachis ipaensis, 736 nucleotides. NCBI's taxonomy places the organism in Eukaryota, Viridiplantae, Streptophyta, Magnoliopsida, Fabales, Fabaceae. The record is from RefSeq and is a predicted model, not a curated record.
UUUUGCACAUAGGCACACAUCAUCAGACUUGUUUGUAGAUAUAGCAUGGUUGCUUAAGAACCCUACCUCAGAAAAUUUUGAGAGAAUGAUGACGGCUUCAUAAAUUCAAAGAUACUGUUACUUGUUGGACUUUCUUAUAUGCCAUGAUUCAAUACUCAUUUUGGAAAAAAUAUUACCAAAGUUGGUGAUCUUUACAAAAGGCUUGAAAUCAAAUAUUGUGAUUAGUCGGACGAGUGAUGUUGAUGUGACACAACUACUGAAUUGCAUGCAACUUGCUAGAGAUGUUAUUAAUCAGAAUCAUCAGAAAGGCAGAGGCAUAAUUGUGCAUUCUGAAACAGAAGGCUUUCGGAUUGAAAAAACCUGCACCCAAGACAGCUUGCCAUCAGUUUCGAGAAUAAAAAGUCAGGAUGUUCUAUCCAGAACGGAUUCAAAGUGUGGAAUAAUGAGAAUCCCAACAUUUAAUGACAAAAUUGAUAGGAUACCACUUUUGAAGAGGGAGAUUAUAAUGAAUAUGGAAGAGUUGCCUAAACGAUCCAGCCGGCGAUAUGUCGGUAGGGGAUUCUUGAGCUCUCGACCAGCAAUGUUUGUGAUUGUUUCGGUUGCUGUUUGUCUUGCAGUAUGUGUAGCCAUCCUUCACCGGGGGAGGGUUAGUGAGUUAGCUGUAUCCAUUAGAAGGUGCUUGUUUAACUCUUAGUAGAUGUUGACAAGUUUUUGUACUUGCUCUUCUAUUUGGUAC